AUGGCCUCCACCAAGCCCUUCCUCGACGCCGUCAAGGAGCGUCGCACCUACUACCAGCUCAACAACACCUCUCCCGUCUCCGACGAGCGCAUCAAGGAGAUCGUCAACGACGUCGUCCUGUCCGUCCCCUCGUCCUUCAACAGCCAGAGCGCCCGCGUCGUCGUCCUGCUCAAGGGCGAGCACGAGAAGUUCUGGGACAUCACCAAGGACGUCCUCAAGCCCCAGGUCCCCGCCGACGCCUUCCCCGCCACUGAGGCCAAGCUGAACGGCUUCCGCGCCGCCUACGGCACCAUCCUCUUCUUCGAGGACCCCGCCCCGGUCAAGGAGCUCCAGAGCAAGUUCGCCCUGUACGCGGCCCACUUCCCCGUCUGGUCGGAGCACACGUCGGCCAUGCACCAGUUCGCGCUGUGGACCGGCCUCGAGGCCGAGGGCUUCGGCGCCAACCUGCAGCACUACAACCCGGUCGUCGACCAGAAGGUCCAGGACGAGUGGAAGGUGCCCCAGGAGUGGCAGCUGCGCGCCCAGCUCGUCUUCGGCGGCCGCGCCGGCGAGGCCGGCCCCAAGGACCAGAAGCCGCUCAACGAGCGCGUCUUCUUCCACGGCGCGUAA
Lasiodiplodia theobromae is the source of this 609-nucleotide messenger RNA. Its product is annotated as Nitroreductase family protein. The coding region runs from base 1 to 609 and encodes 202 amino acids. Gene Ontology annotation, biological process: cellular response to oxidative stress. The record is from RefSeq and is a predicted model, not a curated record. The transcript has 2 exons. NCBI's taxonomy places the organism in Eukaryota, Fungi, Ascomycota, Dothideomycetes, Botryosphaeriales, Botryosphaeriaceae.